This is a messenger RNA of Neoarius graeffei (lesser salmon catfish), 1180 nucleotides long. Its product is annotated as pantothenate kinase 1-like. The record is from RefSeq and is a predicted model, not a curated record. Gene Ontology annotation, molecular function: pantothenate kinase activity; ATP binding. The coding region runs from base 26 to 1180 and encodes 384 amino acids. The transcript has 7 exons. NCBI's taxonomy places the organism in Eukaryota, Metazoa, Chordata, Actinopteri, Siluriformes, Ariidae. Gene Ontology annotation, biological process: coenzyme A biosynthetic process. Gene Ontology annotation, cellular component: nucleus; cytosol.
UUUUAAUCCAGAUUCGAGCAGGAAGAUGAAGCUGAAGAAUAAUAAGAAGGCAGCAUUCCCUUGGUUUGGUCUGGAUAUCGGAGGCUCUCUGGUGAAGCUGGUGUACUUCGAGCCAAAUGACAUGACGACAGAGGAGGAAGAGGAGCUGGGAAGAUUACAGACAAUCUGCUCAUACCUCAGAUCCAACACGCUGUACAGGAAGUGCGCAGCCCAGGACAUUCAGCUGGAGCUACGUGACCUGAGCGUGUGUGGACAAGUCGGAACGCUGCACUUCAUUCGCUUCCAAACAGCCGAUGUCCCGCCAUUCCUCACUGCUGUGCAAGAGAAAACGACCAGCAAACUCCACAGGAUGAUCUGCGCCACCGGGGGCGGGGCAUACAAGUUUGAGAACGACUUCAGGAUGAUGUUGGGUGUGGAGUUGGAGAAGCUGGAUGAGUUGGACUGCCUGAUCCGCGGAUUGCUCUAUUUGGACUCGGUUGGGUUUAACGGAAAACCGGAGUGUUAUUAUUUUGAGAACCCGACCGAUACGCAACACUGUGUGAAGCAGCCAUGUUGUUUGGAGAACCCAUUCCCCAUGCUGCUGGUCAACAUCGGGUCGGGGGUCAGCGUCCUCGCCGUUUACUCCGAGAAGAAAUACAAACGCAUCACUGGUACCAGUCUGGGCGGGGGGACGUUUCUGGGUCUGUGCUGUUUGCUGACGGGCUGCGAGACGUUUGAGGAAGCGUUGGAGAUGGCAAGUAAAGGAGACAGCAACAAUGUAGACAAACUGGUGAAGGAUAUUUACGGAGGAGAUUAUCAACGCUUCAGCCUGCAGGGCUCCACUGUGGCAUCCAGUUUUGGACACAUGAUGAGUAAGGAGAAAAGGGACAGCAUCUCGAAAGAAGACCUGGCCAGAGCCACACUGCUCACCAUCACCAACAACAUCGGCUCCAUCGCACGCAUGUGUGCCGUCAACGAGAAAAUCGACAGGGUGGUGUUUGUCGGGAAUUUCUUGCGGAUCAACACGCUGUCGAUGAAGCUGCUCGCCCACGCCAUGGACUUCUGGUCACAAGGGCAACUGAAGGCUCUUUUCCUCGAGCACGAGGGAUACUUCGGAGCAGUCGGUGCUUUCCUUGAGCUCUUAAAGUCGUCCGAGGACCCUGAGACACGCCUCGCGUCUCUGCCUGAUGUAAACAUGUAA